CAGACGCCCGGGGCCAGGAGGUCGCUGGGGCUGGGGGCGGACCGGCUCACGGGUAGUCCACGUCCCCGCCCCGGGCCCGCCGGGCGCCGGGCCGGAUGGGCUGCACCGUGAGUCUGGUGUGCUGCGAGGCGCUCGAGCCCGCGCCCCCCUGCGGCCUGCAGCCCCCCGGGACUCCGCCGGACCCUGAGCGGCCCGAGCGCUGUGAGCCCGGGGGUGCGGUGCGAGCCCAGAGGAGGCGGCUGCUGCUUCAGCCAGAAGACCUGGAGGCCCCCAAGACCCACCAUUUCAAGGUGAAGGCCUUCAAGAAGGUGAAACCUUGUGGCAUCUGCCGCCAGGCCAUCACUCGGGAGGGCUGCGUUUGCAAAGUCUGCAGCUUCUCCUGUCAUCGGAAAUGCCAGGCCAAGGUGGCUGCCCCUUGUGUUCCUCCAUCCAGCCAUGAACUGGUGCCCAUCACCACGGAGAGCGUACCCAAGAAUGUAGUGGAUGUGGGGGAAGGAGACUGCAAGGGUGGAAGCUCUCCCAGAAGCCUCCAGGAGGGCGACUCCAUGAGAGUUUCGCCAAGCAUCCACCCGCAGCCACAGCCUGUCAGUCUCUCUAGAAACAUGAGUGUGAGCCGGGCCAUGGAGGACAGCUGUGAGCUGGACCUGGUGUACGUCACUGAGCGCAUCAUCGCCGUGUCCUUCCCCAGCGCAGCCAAUGAGGAGAACUUCCGCAGCAACCUCCGUGAAGUGGCCCAGAUGCUGAAGUCCAAACAUGGGGGCAACUACCUGCUCUUCAACCUCUCUGAACAGAGGCCUGACAUCACGAAGCUCCACGCUAAGGUCCUGGAAUUUGGCUGGCCUGAUCUGCACACUCCAGCCCUGGAGAAGAUAUGCAGUGUCUGCAAGGCCAUGGACACCUGGCUCAAUGCAGACCCCCACAAUGUUGUUGUUCUCCACAACAAGGGAAACCGAGGCAGGAUUGGGGUUGUCAUCGCGGCCUAUAUGCACUACAGCAACAUUUCCGCCAGUGCUGACCAGGCCCUGGACCGGUUUGCUAUGAAGAGAUUCUAUGAGGAUAAGAUUGUGCCCAUUGGCCAGCCAUCCCAGAGGAGGUAUGUGCACUACUUCAGCGGCCUCCUCUCCGGCUCCAUCAAAAUGAACAACAAGCCCUUGUUCUUGCACCAUGUCAUCAUGCACGGCAUCCCCAACUUUGAGUCUAAAGGAGGGUGCCGGCCGUUUCUGCGCAUCUACCAAGCCAUGCAACCUGUGUACACAUCCGGCAUUUACAACAUCCCCGGAGACAGCCAGGCCAGCAUCUGUAUCACCAUUGAGCCAGGGCUGCUCCUGAAGGGGGACAUCUUGCUGAAGUGUUAUCACAAGAAGUUCCGGAGCCCGGCUCGUGAUGUCAUCUUCCGGGUGCAGUUCCACACCUGUGCCAUCCAUGACUUGGGAGUUGUUUUUGGGAAGGAAGACCUGGAUGAGGCCUUCAAAGAUGAUCGAUUUCCUGAUUACGGCAAAGUGGAAUUUGUAUUUUCCUAUGGGCCAGAGAAAAUUCAAGGCAUGGAACACCUGGAGAAUGGGCCUAGCGUAUCUGUAGACUAUAACACCUCGGACCCCCUCAUCCGGUGGGAUUCCUAUGACAACUUCAAUGAACAUCGUGAGGAUGGCAUGGAGGAAGUGGUGGGUCAUACUCAAGGGCCACUGGAUGGGAGUCUGUAUGCCAAAGUGAAGAAGAAGGAUUCCCUGAAUGGCAGCUCAGGGCCUGUCACUACUGCACGGCCUGCCCUGUCAGCCACUCCUAACCAUGUGGAACACACACUGUCUGUGAGCAGUGACUCUGGCAACUCCACAGCCUCCACCAAGACAGACAAGACCGAUGAGCCUGUUUCUGGGGCUGCUACUGCCCCUGCUUCUCUGAGUCCUCAGGAGAAGAAGGAGCUUGAUCGCCUGCUAAGUGGCUUUGGUGUAGACAGAGAGAAGCAAGGCGCCAUGUACCGGGCUCAGCAACUCAGGUCCCACCCAGCUGGGGGCCCAACUGUGUCCUCCCCUGGCCGCCACAUCGUCCCAGCCCAGGUUCACGUCAACGGUGGGGCUCUGGCAUCUGAGCGGGAGACGGACAUUCUGGAUGAUGAGCUGCCCGUUCAGGAUGGGCAGAGUGGGGGCAGCAUGGGCACGCUGUCCUCCCUGGAUGGGGUCACCAACACCAGCGAAGGUGGAUACCCAGAGACUCUGUCCCCACUGACCAAUGGUCUGGACAAGUCCUAUUCCACAGAACCCAUGCUCAAUGGUGGAGGCUACCCCUAUGAGUCUGCCAACCGGAUGGUACCCCACAGUGGUCACUCGGCCCCCAUUCGGCCCUCCUACUCAGCUCAGGAGGGAUUAGCUGGCUACCAACGUGAGGGACCCCACCCAGCCUGGUCACAAGUGACCAGUGCCCACUGUGGCUAUGACCCCAGUGGUCUGUUCCGAUCCCAGUCCUUUCCAGAUGUGGAGCCCCAGCUGCCCCAAGCUCCAGCCCGUGGGGGCAGCAGCCGAGAGGCUGUGCAGAGGGGCCUGAAUUCUUGGCAACAGCAACAGCCUCACCCACCUCCCCGACAGCAGGAAAGAUCCCCCUUACAGAGUCUUGCCAGCAGCAAGCCUAGCCCCCAGCUGUCAGCAGAAACCCCUAUACCUACUCUCCCAGAGUUCCCGAGGGCAGCCUCCCAGCAGGAGAUCGAGCAGUCCAUCGAAGCCCUUAAUAUGCUGAUGCUGGACUUGGAGCCCACUUCAGUGGCUGCCCCUCUUCAUAAGUCCCAGAGUGUCCCUGGGGCUUGGCCAGGGGCUUCCCCACUUGCUUCCCAGCCCCUCUUGGGCUCUUCCCGCCAGUCCCACCCACUGACCCAGUCCCGAUCUGGCUAUAUCCCUAGUGGGCAUUCCCUGGGAGCCCCGGAGCUGGUCUCUUCUGGCAGGUCUUAUUCACCUUACGAUUAUCAGCUGCGUCCAGCUGGAUCCAACCAGAGUUUCCGUCCAAAAAGCCCAGCCUCUUCUGCCUUCCUUCCAAGCCCCCAUAGUUCUGCGGGGCCUCAAGAGCCCCCAACCUCUCUUCCUGGUCUCGUCACUCAGCCUCAACUCCCACCAAAGGAAACUACUUCAGACCCCUCCCGAACUCCAGAGGAGGAACCACUGAACCUGGAAGGGCUGGUAGCUCACCGGGUAGCAGCGUACAAUGCCAGACUGCAGGGCCUGAGGCAGAGUGGCACCUUUCGACCCUCUCCUCUCCACCGGCUCCGAUCCGCCUCCAUCUCUGGGGUUCAGGCUCGGGAGAGGCAGCCCGCAGAGCCCCCAGCCCCACUGCGGAGGCGAGCAGCCAGUGAUGGGCAGUAUGAGAACCAGUCUCCAGAGGCUACAUCCCCCCGUAGUCCUGGGGUCCGCUCCCCCGUCCAGUGCGUCUCCCCUGAGCUGGCUCUCACCAUUGCCCUCAAUCCUGGAGGGAGGCCCAAAGAGCCCCAUCUGCAUAGCUACAAGGAGGCCUUUGAGGAGAUGGAGAGGACCUCCCCGAGUGGCCCGCCAUCCAGUGGGGUGCGCUCUCCUCCAGGUCUGGCCAAGACGCCCCUGUCUGCUCUGGGCCUGAAGCCCCACAAUCCAGCUGACAUCCUCCUACACCCCACAGGUGAGGAAGGUGAGGGGGAGGAGGUGACUAAGCCUCCAGAAGAGCCCCGGAGCUAUGUGGAGUCUGUGGCAAGGACAGCGGUGUCGGGACCUCGAACUCAGGAUGUCGAGCCCAAGAGCUUCAGUGCCCCAGCUGCCCACGCCUAUGGACAUGAGACACCCCUGAGGAACGGGACCCCGGCUGGCUCCUUCGUCUCCCCAAGCCCCCUUUCAACAAGCAGUCCCAUCCUCAGUGCUGACAGCACUUCCAUGGGCAGUUUCCCAUCAGCGGGGAGCAGUGACCAGGGUCCACGGACACCCAUCCAGCCCAUGCUGGAUUCCAGCAUCCGCUCAGGCAGCCUGGGGCAGCCAAGUCCGGCAGCACUCAGUUACCGAAGCUCAUCACCGGCGCCGGCUGGUGGCAGCAGCUACAGCAGCCCUGACUACUCCCUUCAACCAUUCAGCUCUUCUCCAGAGAGCCAAGCCCAGCCGCAGUUCAGUGCGGCCACCGUCCACAUGGUGCCUGGAAGCCCUCAGGCACGACACAGGACAGUGGGUACCAACACUCCACCUAGUCCUGGCUUUGGCCGGCGGGCUAUCAAUCCCACCAUGGCUGCCCCUGGUAGUCCCAGUUUGAGCCACCGGCAGGUGAUGGGCCCUGGUUUCCAUGGUAAUGUGGUUUCUGGCCACCCGAGCAGUGCAGCAACCACUCCUGGAAGCCCCAGCUUGGGCCGGCACCAGGUGGGAAGCCACCAGGUUCCAGGCCUCCACAGCAGUGUGGCCGCCGCUCCAGGAAGCCCAAGCCUGGGCCGACACCCCGGGGCCCACCAAGGGAAUCUGGCCUCCAGUCUCCAUGGCAAUGCGGUCAUCAGCCCUGGGAGUCCCAGCUUGGGCCGGCACCUGGGUGGAUCUGGAUCUGUGGUUUCUGGAAGCCCCAGCUUGGACCGGCAUGCGGCUUAUGGUGGUUACUCUACUCCCGAGGACCGACGACCAACGCUGUCCCGGCAAAGCAGUGCCUCUGGCUACCAGGCUCCUUCCACACCUUCCUUCCCCGUCUCCCCUGCCUACUACCCUGGCCUGAGCAGCCCUGCCACCUCGCCCUCACCAGACUCAGCAGCCUUCCGGCAGGGGAGCCCCACACCAGCCUUGCCAGAGAAGCGGAGGAUGUCUGUGGGAGACCGGGCAGGCAGCCUCCCCAACUACGCCACCAUCAAUGGGAAAGUGUCCUCCUCACCCAUUGCCAAUGGGAUGUCCAGUCCCAGUGGGAGCAGCACAGUCUCCUUCUCCCACACGCUUCCAGACUUUUCCAAGUACUCUAUGCCAGACAAUAGUCCCGAGACACGGGCUAAAGUGAAGUUUGUCCAAGACACUUCCAAGUAUUGGUACAAGCCUGAGAUCUCCAGAGAGCAGGCCAUUGCACUCCUGAAGGAUCAGGAGCCAGGGGCCUUCAUCAUCCGUGACAGCCACUCCUUCCGAGGGGCCUACGGGCUGGCCAUGAAGGUGUCCUCGCCCCCUCCAACCAUCACUCAGCAGGGCAAGAAAGGAGACAUGACCCAUGAGCUGGUGAGGCACUUCCUGAUAGAGACAGGCCCCAGAGGAGUCAAGCUCAAGGGCUGUCCCAAUGAGCCAAACUUUGGCUCCCUGUCUGCUCUGGUCUAUCAGCACUCCGUCAUCCCACUGGCCCUGCCCUGCAAACUGGUCAUUCCAAGCCGAGACCCCACAGAUGAUUCAAAAGAUAGCUCAGGCCCUGCCAACUCAACCACCGACCUGCUGAAGCAAGGAGCAGCUUGCAAUGUGCUCUUCAUCAAUUCUGUGGAUAUGGAGUCACUCACUGGGCCACAGGCCAUUUCCAAAGCCACGUCUGAGACUUUGGCUGCUGACCCUACACCAGCUGCCACGAUUGUUCACUUCAAGGUCUCUGCCCAAGGAAUCACACUGACUGACAAUCAGAGAAAGCUCUUCUUUAGACGGCACUACCCCCUCAAUACUGUCACCUUCUGUGACCUGGAUCCACAAGAAAGAAAGUGGAUGAAGACAGAGGGAGGCGCCCCUGCUAAGCUCUUCGGCUUUGUGGCCCGGAAGCAGGGCAGCACCACGGACAACGCUUGCCACCUCUUCGCAGAGCUUGACCCCAACCAGCCUGCUUCUGCCAUUGUCAACUUCGUCUCCAAGGUCAUGCUAAGUGCUGGCCAGAAGAGAUGAAUCCUGGAGUCCUUGCCCAAGGCUGGGGCACUGGGGAUGGGGCGUGUGGGAGAGGGGACCUGUGAAUCCUGACCACCUUAAAUCCAGAAAGAGGACUUUUGGGUAGACUGUGGAGAAGGCGAGAAGGAAGUGCAGCGUGGAGGAGAGGGAAGUGAAUGGUGGAGGGGAGGGGAAAGGGAGGAGGAGAAAGCAAGGAUGGACGAGAGGAACUCAGAAUCCCUUGUACAGAUGGAAGCCACACCUCCCAAAGCCUCUCCAGCUAGCUGGGGGCCCUGGCUUCCCUCCCCCUCUGAGAGAAUUGAGUCCCCACAGGGAACACACAGGCCUCUUUUGGUGGUGGCGGGGACCAGAUUUCACAGAGCAGUGACAAAGCUUGUUCUCCCUACCCUCCUGCCUUGAGAGAAGAAGCUGAACCUACUUCUCUGGAGGUAAGGUUGCUAAACCCAGUGACCAGCGUGUGACAUCAAGCGGUGACACUUUUUUACAUUUUGCUCACCCGAGGCACCCAUGGUCUGUGCUUGCUCUGACUUCUUGUUGCAGGGUGUAAAAUGCGCCCCCUCUCCCCGUGCACUGAUCACUGAUCGAUACCUGCCUCUAUCCACUCGAAUUACAAACAGCUCUGCUUGUCUGCGACCCUUGUGAUACACACUGACCAAAGAAGACUAGGGAUAUGGGGUGGCAUGGCGCCAGGGCAGAGACAAGCUGUCUCCUGAAGGAGCAUGGCAUUAUGGGUAGCCGAGUCCUCUCUCUGUUCCUACAACUGCCCUCUAGUGGCCCUGGGGGCCUCCAGCGACCCUGGUACAGAGGGCAAAGCCCACCUGCUGCAUUAGCCUUACUCUGUCUCCGAGACUGAGACUGAAUCUGCGCUGGAGGAAGAAGCGAUGCCCACGGUCUUGGGAAAGAUAGCCGUUAGGGAAGGGUGGCGUCUUUUCCUGGCUUGCGGAGAGUUGGACAUGCGCACUGAUAGUGUCCAGCGCUGGUUGGGCAUGCGCACUGAUGGUAUCCAAGACUGCCUUAUUCCCUUCUCGCAGCCCGAUUCCUGGGCCGGGAGUGCCAGCGCUAGCUUUGUCCUUGCUCACCUGCUUGAGGCCUACUGGGGAACGGGAGCUGUGCCUUUCUGACCUACCCUGUCCUACAUACUCCUUAUGUUGGCUUAUCCUAGGAGCCUGCUCCCCAGAGUCCUGCCCAGGACACCGGGGGAGGCCUGGAGCCCCUGUUUUCCUCUCUGUGUUUUGGGUCUGACGGCUGCGGAUCCCUUUCUGGCUGGGCUGCCCAGGGUGACAUCAGAGCACCUCUGGGGAUGCUGCUGGGGAACCAUGUGGUCCUCCUACAAUGCCAAAGCUUCCCUGUUCCCCUUCUGCCUCAGUUUCCCCAGCAGAACCAUGUUGCCCGUGGGACAGAGGAUAGAAUGUAUGAAUUUAGUCCAAAGGUCCUAUGGUCCAUUUGUGGGGUUGGGAAGGCCCCUGUCACCACUCAGGCCUCCAUUUAAGCCCAUGGGGGUCCCUAGGGGUGGUAUUGUACUGAUAUAUAAAUAUAUAUAAUAUAUACAUGAGACAUACUGAUAGAAUCUGUAAGCUAAUAAAAAUAUAAGAAAAGGUUAAAAAAAAGAAUAGGUAAAUUGACAAGAAAUAUUUAUUGUUUUUUCCCAUAUUGCUUUAUUGCCCCUGGCCACAACCUGUUUCCUUUUCUUUCCUAAUCUGUAAGUAGAGCCUGAACUGCAGGUGUCUUACAUCCCAAACAGCUCAGAUCUGACCUUGGCCUUGACCCUGGUCUUGGCCUCCCUAGGCUCAGUCUGGGACGGGGGAUAACACGCUCUGGCUGCUUAGUUUUGGCAAGCAGUAGCCCAGCUGCUGGCAUCCUGGAUGUGAGGAUGGUUGCAUCCAUCGCUCCAGGUCUGAGCCAGCAUGUGUUUGGGAUGCAGGUAUAUGGGCGUGGUGUGUGCAUUUCUUGGAUUUUUUUCCCCUCCAGGGAGCUUUGAUGUGUGGGCGUUGUUUUGAGGAGUUGGAGAGAAGAGUAGGGAUCAUGGGUAGAGGCUCCUUUGGGUCCCGCUUCCCAAAGAAUAAAUGGGUUUAGUGAUCAAGGUCCUUCUAAAGUGUCCUUCCCUCUGAGAUAUUCGAGGCUAAUGUCUCGAUUACCACUUUCUUCAUUCCCCAAAUGAACUCCACUUCUUCCCAGGUUAGAAGAAAAAUUUCCUCAUCCCCUUCUUUGUAAAUACCCUCAUCCUGCUGCACAGCCCCAGGAGGCUUCUCCUGGCUGGAAUGUCCACGCAAGCCUUUGAGGAACAUCAGAGCCUCUGCACCCUGCCUUAGGCCAUCCCCCAGUCAGCCUCGAGUCAGGGGUCAACCUUCACAUGAGGUGUCACCUUCUCGUGCUGCACCCAGGCCCAAGCCAUGUGUGAGUCAUGUGAAGGACCGAGGUGGGUGCUGGGAAGUGGGUGCCUCCUUCCCAGCAUGCCUGUAGAAGGAAUGGACACCUGAGUUUGGCUUUUUUGGAAGGGCGUUGGAGAAGGGGCCUCAGUUCUUACACUGGGAACCGCACUGUAGUCUGCCCUCUUCCUCACUGUGAUUCUCACAGGUGGGCCUUGCACAUUCAUGCACUCACACACAAGCGCACACACGUACACACACACACACACACACACACAGAGACCACACGCACUCUCACCCCUCCAUAUGCAAUCUAUUCUUGCCAAAGAUUUCCUUUAAACACGAAUGCUUCUUUACCCAUCGUUUUUUGUGAGUGAUCUGUUCUGUUCUUCUGUGUAGCUGAGUCUGUUUGUUAGCAGGGAGAGUGCUGUCUGCUCUUAACCUUGAGUGAAGGAGGGGUAAGGAAGACAGACAUGGCAGCCUGUGAUGCCAUCAGCGAGACCCCUCAGCUACAGCCCAGGUCCAUACUGCCUCUGGCAACUCAGAAGAUUGCUGAGGUUGGCCUGUGGCCUCAACCUCCCCGGUUAUCUGGAGGUGAGCUGACAGAGAGGGACACCGAUUGAGCCAGGUUUGGGGAAAGGAAGGCCCCCAUAGUUCCAGAGGGUAAGGGUGAAGAGCUGGGCUAGAAUACAGUAGACAGGCGGCCCCUAAGGGAAAGCUGGGAAAUAACAGUUGGAUACUGAAAUCUCUGUUGUGCUACUGUGGAACCCUGGCUCCCUUGUCCAGCUUUGUCUGAGGAACGAAUUCACAUUUGAGGUUUGGAACGGACGUUUCCUGGCAGCUUAGAUAGUUUUGGACACGAUUGCCAGAAUUUCUGGUACACCCUGGCUUUGGAGAGUCCCUGGAGAUACCUGUCUCGUGGUGUAGGGAGGACACCGUGGCGGUGCGCCCCUCUAGAAAGGGGCUUUCAGGAGAGGGAGAGACCCUGCACCAGGCCUGAAUAGGGCUGAAACAGGUUCCUUGUGGUGUCUGGGAAAUGCAGGAGAGACAAGUCAGUGAACAACAUCCAUCUUGCUCUGGAUUUCCUCCUCCGUCCUACCUCCCAGGGUUUCUGGCCCUCUUUCUCCAGCUUCAGAUCUUGGGGAGAUCCAUCCAAGGGAACCAGCCCUCUCCUGCCUCUAUGCCUUGGGUCCUUGAAGAGCUUGGACCCAAAGCGAGGGCCACCUCUGCACGUAGGCCUUGGCAGGAGAUCUCGAGAUCGGUGUUUCCAUGGUCAGUGAUGACAGGAUGUAUGUGCGUGUGUGUGUGCAAGUGUGGGUGUGUGUGCAUGGUUUGCUCUCUUUAGGGAGCUUCGAGUGGGAGGUGGAGGUGAUAGAUGGAGGGAUGUCAGGUUCAGUGCGACCCAGUAGUGAGAAGAACCAGGAGGUGAGGCCUGAUGGUCCACGGAUUAGUAGUGUUUUAGUGCUGGCAAUGGAGGGGAUAGCCACACGGGAUAAGGCUCCACAGGCCUCUUCCUUGCUGUCUCCUGUCUCCUCAAAGGGCUGAACAGUUGGAGGGUCUCAGUUGGUUUCCAUGCCUGGGCCCCUCACGGCAGCAAGGCCAUGAAAGUGCGACACAUUCAUGCGUCUCCUCGUCAGUGUUCACAACCCAGUCCUCCCUGUGAACCCACAUUUGGCUCGUGUGUGUGUGAGCACGUUGGGGUGUGCAUAUGGUAUCUCCCCACUUUCUUCCCUUCCUUCAUUCAAAACAAAUGUAAGAAGUUCCUUAUGUACUGUUAUCUCAACCCUGCCCCCCAGGCCCUCUUCUGGGAGACCCGUACCCAGAGUCCAUCUUCUGUCCCCCACACCAGCCCUCUGCCCCUGCCCCCCAGCCCUCUGCUGUGUAUUUAUAGAUGGAAAUAUACUUUAUAUUUUGUAUCAUUGUGCCUAUAGCCUCCGCCACCUUGUAUAAACCCUGUUGUAUGGCAAGUGUUCUGGAUAUGAAUGUAUUACACAGAAGCUAUCCCCUCUGUACAGCCGCUUGUCUCUUACAAUCAUUGUAUGGCUUUAUAAAUGAUACCGUGAAACACGAACCCGGGCUGUGGUCUAGCUGUGUU
Chionomys nivalis (European snow vole) is the source of this 10271-nucleotide messenger RNA. It is a transcript of the gene Tns1, whose product is annotated as tensin 1. The record is from RefSeq and is a predicted model, not a curated record. Lineage: Eukaryota; Metazoa; Chordata; Mammalia; Rodentia; Cricetidae. Gene Ontology annotation, biological process: fibroblast migration. Bases 96 to 5810 code for a protein of 1904 amino acids. Gene Ontology annotation, molecular function: protein binding. The transcript is spliced from 35 exons.